AUGCCCACCAACGGUCACGAUCAUGAAGAACUACCACCAAGUUCCUGGGAUAUGAGGACAACAGGAGUGAAUAACAACAACCAGCCUAUCUAUGAAAUAGACCAAUUAUUCUAUGUAGUCUCCCUGGGGUAUGCUUGGAUUUUUCCAAGAUUUUUUAGGAGGCUUAUAGAAUUUGUAUUUUUAUUUGUGGCUGUUUUGUCAUUUUUUGUACUUGUUUAUUCGCACAUGAAUUUCUUACAAAUGCCGGCCAAUUGUUUAGACCAUGUUAAAGAUGUUUGGCCUAGAGAUGGUAUACUCCGAGUGGAGAUUAUUCAAAGUUACCAACGUAGUCAUGCAGAACAAUCAGGAACAAUCAACGAAUUGUUCACGGUUGAAAAAUCAUAUGAACGUGAAUAUAAAUUAAAACCUCUGUAUACAAGUGAUGAAAAUGCACCAUUGUUUAACCAAUACACUAAAACUAAUAACCUUGAGAACAAAGGAGAGAUUGAUAUUGAACCAUUUACAGAAGAGUUAGUUGAAAAUAAAUUUCAAGAAACAUCUCAAAACAGCCAAAAACCGAAUGAAAAAAAAGAAAUUUUUAGCACUAAGGCAAAUCGUCAUACCACCAGUAAAUCAAAUUUUUCGCUAGAAGAAGACUCGGCACAAUUUUGUUCUACCAAGUAUCCACUAAACAGUUCUAUUAGAGGUGUAUUGGGAAUCAAUAGUAGUUCAUUAUUCCAGUCGACAAGUACUGMAUCACCUCCGAUUGAUGAAAAUGACGUAAUAUUUUAUGAGAGUUACAUUGUUGAAUAUUCAUUGGAUUGGAGAUUCUUGUUUAUGUCGCCCAACACUAGAAAUCAAUUAGGCAUUCCUGUUAUGCUAGUAACCUUAGAGCCUACUCAGAACAAGUGUUUUGGCGAUUCAAUUAGUCAGUUUUUCUUGAAAUUUUACUAUGGCUACGAUGGUUUACUGAUGUCUUCCGUUAAAUCACUAGUUGAAAAAAAUGAACAAAACAAAGGAUUUAUAAGAUACGUCAUUACUGAGAAAUAUUACAGAUUUAUGAACAUUGAGAUGUCUAGAACGUCAUAUAUUGCAUCAUUCUUUGUAAUGGUUAUAUUUUUAACCAAAAAGGGUAUGAUUUUCAACAACCCUAUUAUGAAGUGGGGAAUAUUAUUGGUAUCGCAACAAGGUAAGAGAUUGUGGUAG
Diuraphis noxia (Russian wheat aphid) is the source of this 1185-nucleotide messenger RNA. Its product is annotated as membralin-like. Gene Ontology annotation, biological process: positive regulation of ERAD pathway; response to endoplasmic reticulum stress. Gene Ontology annotation, cellular component: endoplasmic reticulum. The record is from RefSeq and is a predicted model, not a curated record. NCBI's taxonomy places the organism in Eukaryota, Metazoa, Arthropoda, Insecta, Hemiptera, Aphididae.